GGGGUUCACAUCAAAUAUUUGUUUUUCAUCAAAAUUCUGAUCCGUGAUUAGCCCAGAUUUCUUUAGAGCUAUGAAUUUCAGAAGCAUGGAAGAGUUCUGGCCGUUUUAUAUGAAUCAGCACUCAAAACCAGCCACAAGACGUUGGCAUUUUGUGGGCACUUUGUGUAGUAUCCUGUGCUUGGUAUACUCAGUGUUCUUCAAUUGGCGGUGCCUGAUUCUCGCGCCUUUAUUUGGUUACUCUUUGGCUUGGUAUAGCCAUUUCUUUGUUGAAAGGAAUGUUCCAGCAACUUUUGGGCACCCCUUUUGGUCUCUGCUAUGUGAUUGGAAGAUGUUUGGACUGAUGCUUACUGGCCAAAUGGAUAGAGAAAUCAAGAGGCUUGGUAAGAGGCCUAUAUUGCAAGCCUCCUGAUUUUAGUUUGUUUAAAAGAUAUAGUUUUAAUAACACGUGAAUCUUUCUAUAUUUUGUCCGAACUUUAUAUAUUUGCCUUUUCUGUUCUUUUUAAUGGACUCGUGAUCUUGUACAACUCUUAUCAUGAAGCUUGUACUUUCUUUAUGGUUCAAUGCAAAGCUGUCGAGGGAUUUCAAUGUUGGACACACAA
Molecule: messenger RNA, 599 nt
Organism: Olea europaea var. sylvestris
Lineage: Eukaryota; Viridiplantae; Streptophyta; Magnoliopsida; Lamiales; Oleaceae
Exons: 1
Coding region: 71-409 (112 amino acids)
Source: RefSeq, a predicted model, not a curated record